AUGCGCACAGCUCCAUAUGGCUCCAAGAUGGCUGACACAGCGUCCGGAGGCUCCGGCACGCGGGCAGGCAGCAAGCAGGCGGGCACCCCUGCGGACAAUUACCACCUGGCACGGCGCCGGACGCUGCAGGUGGUGGUCAGCUCGCUGCUCACCGAGGCUGGCUUCGAGAGCGCCGAGAAAGCCGCGGUGGAGACUCUCACCGAGAUGAUCCAGAGCUAUAUUUCGGAAAUUGGGAGGAGUGCCAAAUCCUACUGCGAGCACACAGCCAGGACCCAGCCCACACUCUCGGAUAUCGUGGUGACCCUCGUGGAAAUGGGGUUCAAUGUGGAAACUCUUCCCGCCUAUGCCAAGCGUUCCCAGAGGAUGGUGAUCACUGCCCCUCCAGUGACAAACCAGCCCGUGACUCCCAAGGCCCUGACAGCUGGGCAGAACAAGCCUCAUCCGCCCCACAUUCCCGGCCAUUUCCCGGAAUUCCCAGAUCCUCACACUUACAUCAAGACACCGACCUACCGGGAGCCGGUGUCUGACUACCAGGUGCUGCGGGAAAAGGCGGCUUCCCAACGGAGGGAUGUGGAAAGGGCCCUCACACGGUUCAUGGCCAAGACUGGAGAGACCCAGAGCCUCUUCAAGGAUGAUGUCAGCACAUUCCCACUGAUUGCUGCCAGGCCUUUCACUGUGCCCUACCUGACAGCUCUGCUCCCCUCCGAGCUGGAAAUGCAGCAGAUGGAGGAGACGGAUUCCUCGGAGCAGGACGAGCAGACGGACACCGAGAACCUCCCGCUGCACAUGAGCACGGAUGAUUCCGGACCCGAGAAGGAGAACACCUCAGUGCUGCAGCAGAACAGCUCCCUGGCAGGCAGCAGGAACGGGGAGGAGAACGUCAUCGACAAUCCCUACCUGCGGCCCGUGAAGAAACCCAAAAUCCGCAGGAAGAAGUGAGGGGGGAGCUGGAAUUCCUGUGGCUGCUCAGAGAACCACAGAGGAGGGGUCAGGAGCUGGAAUUCCUGUGGCUGCUCAGAGAACCACAGAGGAGGGGUCAGGAGCUGGAAUUCCUGUGGCUGCUCAGAGAACCACAGAGGAGGGGUCAGGAGAGGCAAUGCAGCUGAGGAGAGAUCUCUCUGCAUGGUCAGCUCCACUCCCAUCCUGCUUCCCAGGGCUCCCUCUUCCCUCUGCUCGCUGGGAUGGUCCAGGAAAGCCACCUGGGAAUUGUCUGGGGGACUUUGGUUUCCACGGUGGGGAGGAUUCAUUUUCUGAAGAGCUGGAGGACACAGGGCUUGGAUUUGGAGCUGUGGGACACAGGGAAUUUUCCUGCUCCCACUUCCCAGCAGAACACAAAGGCAUCGUUGGUGUGUCAGUGCCUGGAAGGCUGGAAGAGGAACUUCCAUCAACCCUUAAAUCCAAGGAAUGUGUAUUAACAAAGAGAAAACUCCCAGGGAGGUUCUUCCUUUUGCAUUCUUGGCCGGUGAAAGCAAACAAAUCUUUUCUUUUGUAACCUGAAGGUGUUGGUAAAGGAGUGAAGUGUAAAUACAGAGAGCUCCAAGGACUUUUUAUUCCCACCUUGCAGCUGCCCUGGGGACUGGAAACCUCUCAAGUGUGGUGGUGUUUACCCUGCCCUGCUCUGAGAGCAUUUUCCUGUCACAGCUGCUUCGGGCUCCUUUGCAGUUCAUUGUUGUUUUCCACACAGCUCAAAUCCUUGGAGAGUUCCUGCCUUUCCCCCCGUUUCUUUGGAAGCUGGAAAAUGGAACAAAGCUGCACUGAUGGCAGCAGUGAUCACACUUCUUGCAUUUUAUCAGCUCUCAAAUACGUGUUUUUAUCAGCAGAAGUUGGGUUUUUUUCCCCCCUGCUUUAUUUCACCCUUUUAUUUCCUUUAUUUUUAUGGGAGUGUUGUCAUUAUUGGCUGGUUCUGGAGGGGUUUGCUUUCAUUUUCCUUCAGCAUUUUUUUUGGCAAAAUAUGGGUUAAAUAUCCUUGAGAAAAGACUCCUGUGGUUUGGUCCAACCUUCCAAGAAUCCCAAGUUCACCUCCAUGCAGUUAAAAGGAUCCUCCCUCUUCCCCCAUCACCAAGGGAGAAGGAAAAUAAAAAGAAGCUCUUCAUUUUCAAUGAAAAUGGAGAUGUUCCUGCCAAAAAAUCUGAAAUUAAAUCUCAGAAAACCCCCUCUGUGUGUGCCAUUGUCACUUCUGCUGGUGCCUUGCUUGUACAGAAUGACAAAUGUACAGACACACCCUGUAUAUGUUUGUAUAUAUCCAAAAGUUUUAUCUUUUUUUAACUUUUUUUUGUUUCUUCAAGGAGAAAAAUCCCUCGCUGGGUAGGGGAGGAAAAAGAAAAAAAGUGGAAUGAAAAUUGUAAUUUUUAUGUUCAUAAUAAAAGAAAUUUUAUCUCCUA
Messenger RNA from Corvus hawaiiensis (hawaiian crow), 2381 nucleotides. RefSeq names its product TATA-box binding protein associated factor 8 (gene TAF8). Lineage: Eukaryota; Metazoa; Chordata; Aves; Passeriformes; Corvidae. The transcript is spliced from 8 exons. Bases 1 to 939 code for a protein of 312 amino acids. Gene Ontology annotation, cellular component: transcription factor TFIID complex. Gene Ontology annotation, molecular function: protein heterodimerization activity. Gene Ontology annotation, biological process: transcription initiation at RNA polymerase II promoter. The record is from RefSeq and is a predicted model, not a curated record.